AUUUCUGACAAUUGGUGAUGGAGUGCGCGGCAUUCAGUUGAUACGUUUUUUUUAUUAAAAUUUAGAUAUAUUGUAGAUAAAAAAAUACAUAUGAUACAAAUGUAUAUAAUAAGUUACAUAAAAUUAAUAUCCGUCAGUACACCAUCUAAAGAGUCACUGUGUGCCGAUUUGUAAAAUAUAAGUGACAGUUGUUUUGAUCUAGUGAGGUUAUAUUUCAAUGUUGUAAAAAAUAUUAUAGUGAAUGUUUUUAUAAUGGAUUCAGCACCAGCACAAGAAGUUACUGAACUGCUAAGACAGUGGGAAGAGCAACAUGCGACUCCUAACUAUGACCCCAUACCAACACUCACCAGGAUAGCAGAGAUUAUAGAAGCGGAAACAGAGAAUUUUAUGAAGAAAGAUCCGGACCCAUUUGAUGAGCGUCCACCGUCCCGUACAGAUCCGGAGUGCGCGCUGGGCCAGGCGCUUAAAGUUAUGUUUAAGAAAGAUAAUUUUAUGACUAAGCUAGUAAAUGAUUAUGUCCGAGACACGUAUUACUCGAGGCAGAACAUCACGGGCCGGGAUGUGUACAAACUGAAUGUAGCUGCGUGUCGACUUACACUUGAUCUGAUGCCGGGAUUAGAAAUGAGUGUUGUAUUUCAGGAUAAUGAAGCGUUAAUACAGCGGCUAGUGAGUUGGGCGACCAAGUCUCCGGAGCCGCUGCAGUGUUAUGCUACCGGCCUUGUCGCAGCCGCUAUGGAAGUGCAGGAAAUUGCUACUAAUUUUAGGGAUUUAAAUGCAAUGCUAGUACCACUAAUGCUAAGGAGGCUACACGAAUUAAGAAAUAAGACUCAAGAGGAUAAGCAGACGAAUCAAAAUGCGGUGACACCGCCGAACCAGACGCGUCACUUCGCCAGGUUCGACAAGAAGAGGAAUAAUGAUAUCAAAAGCAAUGGACCAAUCGUCGAUAAAAAAGAUCGAGAGAAAGAUGAUGGAGGAGGGAGUGAAAUGCUGAUUGAUGAGACACCUCCACAAGCCAGCAAAGAUCCUGAAACACCAAUUAAAAAUUAUAUUUCGAGCGCGAGAUCUCCGGAGCAGUACGCGCUGAUGUCGCCACCGGCGCGCCCGCCACUGCCUGUGCCUGCCCAGCCACCACUCACGCAUGACCCCUCCUCUAACUCCAGCUGGGCCGAGAUGGAGACCUACGUCAUUGGUAACAUACAAAUUCAUCCGCCGACGGACGCAACCAAACAGAUGUUGAUACUGCGAUACCUCACACCAAUGGGGGAGUACCAAGAGUUCCUAUCGCAUGUGUUCGAGCAGAAUGCCCUAGGUCUGAUCCUAGGAUAUCUGAACGUCCGUGAAUCUCGCGACUCCCGUCUCGCCUUCGAAGCUCUAAAGUAUCUCGCUGCGCUGCUCUGCCAUAAGAAGUUCUCUAUUGACUUCAUAAAUAUGGGCGGAUUACAGAAGUUUCUAGAAGUGCCCAGACCAUCGGUAGCGGCGACCGGUGUGUCCAUCUGUUUAUAUUACCUGGCGUACUGCGAGGAUGCUAUGGAGCGCGUCUGUCUUCUGCCAAGAGCUACACUAGCUGACCUCGUCAAAUACGCGCUAUGGCUACUAGAAUGUUCUCACGACUCUGGUCGUUGUCAUGCGACCAUGUUCUUUGGUCUCUCAUUCCAGUUCCGUGUUAUCUUAGAGGAGUUUGAUAACCAGGAUGGCUUACGUAAAUUAUACAACGUGAUAUCAACUUUACCCAUACUUGGGUCUGAUGAGGAGGAGUCUCGCGUCUCCGAGGACGAGACUUGCGCCGCGCGACAGAUCGUGCGACAUGUUUGCGUCGCAUUGAGAAGGUAUUUAGAGGCACAUUUAAGACUGCGCGCUGCACAGGUUGCGAGACAGCAAGGUGAUAAUAUACCAGAACCGCCACCUUAUAAGGCAUCGAAGUCGUCACCGGAAGAGAUCCAGGAGCAGAUCGAGCUGCUGCAGAGCGUGGCGUGGUCGCGCUGGCCUCCGGUAGAUGAGCUGCUGGAGCUGGGCGGAGUCGCCUUACUGCUGCAGGUCGUCGGCUACGCUUAUGAGUGGAACUUUAACGGCAGGGCGGAGACUGUGCGGUCAGCUCUGGAUGUGAUCUCUGUGUGCUGUGUAGCUCCGCGAGUGCAGCUUCUGCUCACAGAGAAGAUAGACAUGAGAGACGCUGAUCUCACCACUGGAGUUAACAUUGUGCUCGGUGCUGCUGAUGGUGAGAUAGUACCAGAUCCAGAAGUGCAGAAGGCAGCUCUAAAUGUACUGGUCAACUGCGUCUGCGCACCGGUACAUAGGGCCGGUACAUCGACGACUCGUUUCUCUAUCACUGGCUCCAGUAAGAAGAAGACUGCCCUUAAAUCCUACGAGGAUCUCAUACAGAAGGUGUGGGAGAGUGUACGGACAAACAACGGCAUCAUGGUGUUAUUAUCUCUGAUGUUGGUGAAAGCUCCGAUCACGGACGCGGACAGACUGCGCGGGCUGGCUUGUCGUGCGCUCGCUGGACUUGCGCGCUGCCCCACAGUGCGACAGAUCAUAUCCAAGCUACCGCUGUUCACUACCUCACAGAUACAGUCGUUGAUGCGGGACCCUAUCCUGCAGGAGAAGCGGCAGGAGCAUGUGAUGUUCCAGAAGUACGCGCUGGAACUGCUGGAGCGAGUCUCCGGCAAGAGCAAGCAUAUGGGCGCAGAGUUUGAGACCUCGCUUGCUAAUAUACAUAGGGCGAACGUAGUAGCACAGACUCGUAUCAACUACAACGAGCGCCAGCUGCUGCAGCUGGUGGCGGCGCACUUGGCGGCGCGCGGGCUGCGGGAGAGUGCGGCGGCGCUGCAGCGAGAGGCCCGUCUCCCUCCCCCAGCCACCGCCGCACCAGCACCACCCCCACCACCUGUAUACACACCCUCCACACCUGUCAGGCCUCGUCUGUCAGUAUCCAGGUCUAGUAGUGUGGGGUCUGCAGCUGGGGCGCUGCUGCAUCGCGACAGUUUGGAUCACAAUCACAUGCAUGUUGACAGUGACAGCCCACUGCCGCCUGUCAUCAAACUCAGGAAGGUUCAAAAUAGUCCGGCAUGCCAGCCAUCAGAACACAAACGUUCGCUACAGAAGCAGCUGAGCGCCGCCGGUGAGCGAGCGCUCUCACCACCUCGUGUCACUUUACACUCAAUCAUCACUGAAUACUUGUACAAUCAGCACGCGCUCUGCAAGAACCCAGUCGUCACAUGCCCACAGUUUAACUUGUUUGAACCGCACAAGUGCCCGGAGCCAGCACGAGUGAGUACGUUAGCGGCGCUGGCGGCGCGCGGUGCUGAGGCAGCCAACGUGUGCGCGCGCGUCGUGCGCCGGGAGCUGGGCGCGCCCGCACUCAAGCGCGCGCACAGCCGUCUCGUGCACGCGCACUUCGCGCCAGUCCGCACGCUCAGGCUGCAAGAUGAUGAUGCAUUCUUCACACAUACUAUAUUCCAUCCGACGCAACAACAGCUGUUAGCAGCGACGUCAUCAGGGGACAUUCGGAUAUUCAACUUAUUUACCGGCGUAGAAGAGAAUUCUUAUCAAGUUCAUGAAUCUUACAUAUAUCAUAUGCAGGCGAGUCGCGACGGCUUACUGCUGCUGGCGUCUGCCACCACCACCUGGAGACCACUCUCAGCAUUAUGGAACAUGAAGGAGUUCGAACAGCUCAGAUUUCAACUAGACAAUGAAGAGUACGUGGAGUUCUCCAAGAUGUCUGACGAGCGCAUCAUCGGCACCAAGGGGGAGACGGCCACCGUGUUCGACACGCGCACCGGCCGCGAGCUGAUGACCCUCGCGCCAGCCAUCAGCAACCAGUACGCCAAGAACCGGGCUACCUUCAAUCCCACUGAUGAACUGGUACUAUCAGAUGGAGUACUUUGGGACGUGAACACGGGCAAAGAAAUCCACAAGUUUGACAAACUGAACCAGACGCACAGCGGAGUCUUCCAUCCAAACGGCCUCGAGGUGAUAUCAAACACAGAAGUAUGGGACUUACGAACUUUCCAUCUAUUAAGGACAGUACCUACACUAGACAAGUCUGAGGUGAUAUUCAAUCCGACAUGCAGUGCGCUGUACGCGGUGUGCUCAGACCAGGACUCUGAGGAGAGAAGUCAGUUUGACACCAGCUUCAAGACAUUGGACCCUUAUGAUUACUCCAGUAUAGCGACCAUAGACGUGAAACGUAACAUCUACUCUCUGGGUGUGUCACGUUACGGCACUCAGAUAUCUCUGGUCGAGAACAUGGGAGACUUCGAGCAGGUGCAAGAGUCAUGUGUCAAGUUAUACGAUGUCGGACGUAAACGGGACCACGACGAUGACGCGGAGGAGGACGAAGAGGAAGACAUGGCGGGCGGGUCCGACAAUGACGACGGCUCAGACUCCGGCUCCGACAACGAGGACGACUUAGCGACAAGUUUGUUGAGGAAUGCAGUGAUGGGACUGGCUGAGGGUGGCAGCAGCGGAGAUGACUCCGGAGAUGAUGCAGAUGAAGUGCGCCCCAGACGACACAUGCGCACACGCAGACGGGCCGCGGAGAACAACAUGAGCGAUAGUGAAGGAGACCUGGAUAUUAUUGAGUUUGACCUCGACUAGAGAACAAUAAAUGCC
This is a messenger RNA of Papilio machaon (common yellow swallowtail), 4611 nucleotides long. RefSeq names its product protein mahjong (gene mahj). The coding region runs from base 253 to 4596 and encodes 1447 amino acids. Gene Ontology annotation, biological process: protein ubiquitination. The record is from RefSeq and is a predicted model, not a curated record. Gene Ontology annotation, molecular function: protein binding. Gene Ontology annotation, cellular component: Cul4-RING E3 ubiquitin ligase complex; nucleus. NCBI's taxonomy places the organism in Eukaryota, Metazoa, Arthropoda, Insecta, Lepidoptera, Papilionidae. The transcript is spliced from 34 exons.